This is a messenger RNA of Mercenaria mercenaria, 922 nucleotides long. Its product is annotated as universal stress protein Slr1101-like. The transcript has 4 exons. The coding region runs from base 142 to 636 and encodes 164 amino acids. NCBI's taxonomy places the organism in Eukaryota, Metazoa, Mollusca, Bivalvia, Venerida, Veneridae. The record is from RefSeq and is a predicted model, not a curated record.
AUACACCGAUAGUGUAUCAUCCGCUCGCUGUUUUCCGUUCAAUAAAAACUUGCACGCGCUAUCAUAUCGGCUGAAUGUGUUAAAUAAUUUAGUCGUGUGUGUGUUGAGUAGUGCGGCAUAUCGAGAGGCAAAACCACCAAUAUGGCAGAAUCUGGAAAAUCCACAGAAGGAAAAAGGAAUAUAAUGAUAGCUAUGGAUUGUAGUAAACACGCUAACUACGCGUUUAAAUGUUUUGUGGAGAACAUUUACCGAGAUGGGGACAAUGUGAUUAUGGCCCACUGCGUCGAACAUGGUGCCAACCUACCAACAACAAUGCUAAAGGCGGAUAAUGCAGACGAACUUGAAUCUCUAAUGAAAGAACAUGAACAAAAGUUGACGGAAACUUUCAAAAGUAUUGACGAGCUAGCCAACAGUCACAAUAUUAAACAUACGCUAGAGUGUAUAUAUGGUUCUCCUGGCGAGGCGCUAGUGAAAGCAGCGGAACAACAAAAUGUCGAUAUGAUAAUUGUAGGAAGUCGCGGUCACGGCACCAUUCGCCGAACAGUAAUGGGCUGCACGAGCGAUUACAUAGUACACCAUGCACAUGUUCCUGUAAUGGUGUGUAAACACGAAGAUGAACAUCAUAAACUGAAAUAAGUUAUCAUGUCUUGCAAAUUAUUGCAUUGCUAUAUUUAAAGUGGUGAUACAAUCUGUGAUGGCAGACGCUAUUAACAUUAAUUACAUGUACAUUAAUUAAACUUACGUUUGUAUUUUAUGUUAUCGUUUAGGAAAUGAGUCAGGAAUACCAGCAUUGUUAGAUGAUGAUCUGUAGAUUUAAAAUAAACAUUUACGAGAAAGCACACAUGAUAUUUAUUGAUCAAGAUGGUUAACAAUAUGAUUUUGUCACUUUUGAGUCACAAUCAAAUACAAAGUAUUACAUUAA